AGCGCGCCGGGAACAAGAUAGGACCCCGUCGCGUUCAUGUCCCUCUGGUCCUUGAGCCGGUGCAGACGGCGAAGCAAUGGCCUUGAGGUUUCUAAGACUUGUUCCGGCGUCGGCGCCCGCGCGCGGCCUCGCGGCGGGAGCCCAGCGCGUGGGACGAAUUCACACCAGUGUGCACUGCAAGCUGAGGUAUGGGCUUUUGGCCUCCAUUCUUGGUGAUAAGACAACGAAAAAGCUGCAUGAGUACAGCCGAGUGAUAACGGUAGACGGGAACAUAUGCUCUGGGAAGAACAAGUUGGCCAGGGAGAUCGCAGAGCAGCUAGGCAUGAAGCACUUUCCAGAAGCAGGGAUACAGUACUCAAGCAGCACCACAGGUGACGGAAGGCCCCUCGACAUAGAAUUUGCUGGCAGCUGUAGUUUAGAGAAAUUUUAUGAUGAUCCCAAAAGCAACGAUGGCAACAGCUACCGCCUGCAGUCCUGGUUGUACACCAGCCGCCUCCUGCAGUACUCAGACGCCCUGGAGCACCUGCUGAGCACAGGACAAGGUGUGGUCUUGGAGCGCUCCAUCUACAGUGACUUUGUCUUCCUGGAGGCAAUGUACAACCAGGGCUUCAUCCGAAAGCAGUGUGUGGACCACUAUAAUGAAGUUAAGCGGCUCACUCUCCCGGAGUACCUGCCACCACACGCUGUCAUCUAUAUUGAUGUGCCUGUGCCAGAGAUACAGAGCAGGAUCCAGAAGAAAGGAGAUCCGCAUGAAAUGAAGAUUACCUCUGCCUAUCUCCAGGACAUCGAGAAUGCCUACAAGAAAACCUUCCUCCCACAAAUGAGUGAGAUGUGCGAGGUGUUGGUGUACAGUUCCUGGGAAGCUGAAGAUUCAACCAAGGUGGUAGAGGACAUUGAAUACCUUAACUACAACAAAGGGCCUUGGCUUAAACAGGAUGAUCGGACCUUUCACAACCUGCGGAUGCUGAUUCAGGAUAAGACAGAAGUGCUAAAUUACACAGCCAUCCCGGUCUACCUCCCAGAAAUCACUAUUGGAGCUCAUCAGGGCAGCCGGAUCUACAACAGCUUCAGAGAGCUGCCAGGCCGCAAGUACGCCCCUGGGUACAAUGCCGAGGUGGGUGACAAGUGGAUCUGGCUGAAGUGAAUGGUCCCCCUCUGCCUAGCUGUGUCACGGCCAUGAAGAUGUCUGCUCUGCCCAACUCUAUGAACUCCAGAGCUUUACAUGACAACAGGAAAAAACAAAUGAUCAAGAAAUUGCCAGAAAAAAAAAAUGAUCUAACAAAAAGAGUCUGGCCCAUGCCUAGUCAAAGUUGAAAGAAUCAGCUUCCACUGAAAAGGUUCUGGAACCUUCUAGUGUUGUUUUGGAAUCAUCUGGGGAAAAAACAAAACACAGUUGGUCUGCUGAAAGCCCAGCUUCCACUGGAAGCCCCACCGUGUCCUGUGCUGUUUCCUUGAGCUCUCCCAACUUGAAGAAAUAAAGCCUGCUCUGUAGCUCCUCCUC
Arvicanthis niloticus (Nile rat) is the source of this 1501-nucleotide messenger RNA. It is a transcript of the gene Ndufa10, whose product is annotated as NADH:ubiquinone oxidoreductase subunit A10. Gene Ontology annotation, biological process: mitochondrial electron transport, NADH to ubiquinone. Gene Ontology annotation, cellular component: respiratory chain complex I; cytoplasm. Lineage: Eukaryota; Metazoa; Chordata; Mammalia; Rodentia; Muridae. The record is from RefSeq and is a predicted model, not a curated record.